AUGAUCGUGAACCUUUCACGGAAGCUGUCGAGAAAGUUCAGGCCUGCUGGUUAUGUUCUGGCGAUUCUCUUUGCAACAUGGUCGUUGUAUGUGCUGAUGGACAUGGAGUCCGCUAUGAAUACGAACCCUUUUGCCGAUUUUGUCAACAACGAUGGUAGCGUCGACUACAGGGACAAUACCAACAGAAUACCAGACGAGUGGUGUUCCGAGCACAUGCUUGACUCUGACAUGUACAAUACCACGCACUAUACAAUCCCGUAUCAUUUAGUACGGGAGUCCCCAGCUGCUUAUGAAUACGACCCGAGGUUGACCAAUAGCGUCUAUAUGCUUCAGCUCAUGGAGAAAAGCCACUCAUUAUCUGACGUGAAGUUACCGUUUAGUUGGUACGAUUGGGUGGACCUCACGCAGCUGAACGAGUUCAUCGUGCUGGAACCACAGGCAAAACCACACUGUAAAUACCCAUGUGGUGAUACAACUGAUCUUCGAAAGAGUAGGAGAAGCCCUGCCUCUUCCAAGAGAGGAUCAAGACGUCGCCGUAAGGCUAAAGACACCGCCAUGAAAUGCGAUGACUACUGCGAAGAAGACGUUUCCAGGGAUUCACCUGGGUUCAAGGUGUUUGACCUGAAUAAGCUGUCAAGUGAAAGUAUGAAGAGGUUGCACGUCAAGUCCUAUCUUUACUCUUCAGCAAACCUGCCAAAUUCCUUAGUGUUUACCACGGACCGUGGAAAUGUUCAGGUCGCAAUAGAUAAGACGAUGUCUGCGAAUAUGGUGAAGAGUGGGCUGUUGAGACAGUUUACAGAGCGAUUUGGAAGUUCUUUCAACCCAACUGAGCUGGCUAACCGAUUUGAAAGCCUUAUGACUCACGACAAGCCGUUGAAGCAAAGGCCAUAUAGAAUCGAGCUCGAACACGAGUCCUUCUUCUUUGAUGCUCCAAACUAUCUCAAGACUUCUAAACCAGAAACACCAAACCAAGCUGAAUUCCAUAAAGCCUUAGAGAUAUCUCUACAUGUUCAGGAUGAAAAGUUAUGGAGGCAUUUUCAUGAACCAACGGUGAGAACUGGUGCACCUUCACACUACGAUGCGAGGUUCUUUAAUGGAUACGUUGGCUUGAAUGAAAGACGUCAAACUAUUCUAUCAAGGUUAUUGAAAACAUGGACAAAGUUAUGUGAAAAUGCAGACUUAAGAACUUGGAUUGCGCAUGGUGCCUUGUUGUCACAUAACAUCAAUGGAAUGACAUUCCCCUGGGAUGCUGACAUUGAUGUUCAAAUGCCAUUUGCAGAUUUGGCAAAAUUAGCUGAGCUGUACAAUGCUAGUGUCAUUGUCGAAGACCCAAAGACAGGUUAUGGUCGCUACUACUUGGAUAUCAACUACUCAAUCACACAUAGAUCAAAAGGUCACGGCUUGAACAAUAUUGAUGGAAGAUUCAUAGACAUAAGCUCGGGACUGUACAUUGACAUCACCGGGUUAGCAGUCGCUCCAAAGAAGACUCCAAAUAGAUUUGCAGAGCUGUACGGCACGGUUAACGUUGAUGAUAUUGAGCUGAUUAGUGAUCCGAAUAUCAUCAUAGACGGGUACUAUGAUACGUUCAACAGUGAGCAGAAACCGGGAGAUGAAGACUCUGGUCUUAAAGCCCUUGUUGCUGAGGCCGAACAUGGGCAAGAACAAGAGGAACUGGAGGAUGAGAUGCAACAACUAGAUAGAGGCCCACUGAGAAAAAGAGCACUGGGGAUGAUUUUAACCCCAGAUCAACGGUACUCUCUGAACUACCAUCUACAGUUAUACACGUGCAAGAACAAUCACUUUUACCGUUUGCGCGAGCUGAGUCCAUUAAGGCUAACUUACCACGAUAAAGUACCUGUAUAUGUUCCCAAGGACGUCGAAUCCGUUCUCAACAGCGAGUAUGAGAGACAGUUGAAGCUGUGCAUGAGCUAUGGUCCUUUCACGUACUUGGCGCAGUUGAGAAUGUGGACUUCAACAAGCUACCUCAGACGAACGCUUCACGAUCACAGGAAAUCCAAGGAUAAGAACCUUUUAACCCAGGAUGACAUCAUGGGGCUCUUGGACAACGAUAUGAUUCUCGAAAGCUUCAUACGGUCGUGGGAAGCUGGCCAGCUCCACGAGAUCGAAAGAAGCUUGAUCGAAAGCGAUAGGCCGGAUAAGGAACUAUGGCUUGAAAGUCUAAUAAUGAACAAGACUUUCAAGGAUGAGAUGGGGAGAGACCCGUUCUUAGCCUCCCUGAUCAAUCCUCACGUUGACAAGUCAAGCGGACUCGAGCAGAAACGACAGGAGAUGAAGGACAUCCUUCAGAGAGAAUACACCCAUACAGUUGACUUCGGUCAAGUGGAGCACAACUACAACGAGCUCAAGACCAUAAAGGACUACAUCAGGGACUUCCAGGACACCGGCUAUGAUGUUGAUAUCGAUACAAAGAUUGCCACUUUGGCAAAGCUCAGUGCCUCUUCCCGGUCCCACAGGAUGAGAUCAGCGCAUGAAAGGGAGCUGAGCAAGCUUCAGGCACAGAAGGCUAAACAAGACGCUGGAGCACCACUAUAGAAGCCCAAAUAAC
Williopsis jadinii is the source of this 2566-nucleotide messenger RNA. RefSeq lists its product as uncharacterized. NCBI's taxonomy places the organism in Eukaryota, Fungi, Ascomycota, Saccharomycetes, Phaffomycetales, Wickerhamomycetaceae. The transcript has a single exon. Bases 1 to 2553 code for a protein of 850 amino acids. The record is from RefSeq and is a predicted model, not a curated record.